AUGAACCUCAAAGAUAUGCUAUCCAGCCACAUGGCCCAGGCGUCGCUCUACAACGCCCAGGAGCCCGAAAUGAGCAGCUUUCUACCCCAGCAGGACGAAGUGGGCCCAGAAUUGCUAGCAGAUGAAGCCACACCCCUCCAAGACGUCUACUACCUUCCUACGCUACUUACAGCCAUCCAGAGAGAGUUGAUAGAUGCCACGCUCCACAUUUUCAGCCAGGACUUGAAGACUCAGAUCAGAGCCAAAAAUACGAGAAACUCGAUCGAGAGCUUGCUCGACCAGCCUGAGAAGGAAAGCAACGGAUUUGGAAGCCACAGUCUUAUGUUUAAUAACAUAUCGCUCCUCUUUGGCCAGCUCACGUUGAUCGACAGCCAUCCGUCGUUGUUGGUGGACCACUUCAUUCCCAAGAAGUUGCUUCUUUCCGAGAUCAACUCGCGCUUGGUGUCGCUUUCAGGUAAGUUCCAGUUGUUCAACAGGAUCGUGGACUCGUUGAUCGAUGGAACGGAUACUGGCGGCUUUCAUCUCUUGGUAAUCGCCCAGAGUAUCAAGGAGUUGGAGUUGAUAGAGUCCAUCAUCAUCGGAAAGCAGCUCUACUACGAGAACUUGAGCUGUUCCAAACUCUACACUGACACCCAGGAGCCACCCCAGCCUUCCAAGGGAUCCAAGGGCUCCCUUUCGGUGUACUUGAUAACCUCCAGCCAGCUCUACAACCAUUACAUGAAGUUCCCUAGUGCCGUCGAAUUCAAUUUGAUUUUUAGUUUCGACAUGAAGCUCGACGUCACCAACCCCAGCAUCCAAUUGCUCAAAUCCAGAAGUACCAGCCAGCUCCCCAUCGCCAUCCCUGUUCCGCUUUACUCUGUCAGCCACUUAUCGUUGCAGAUCCCCGAGCCUAAGACAGAACUCACUCUCAGCAACAACGAUGCCACUAACCCCGUAUUCAAGUGGAAACUGCAAGUGUUGGACACCUUGGUGAUGAACAGAGAGAGCUUGCUUGACACACAGCGGCUCGACAAGGACUUCUUUUUGAAGGUUUACGGGCGUAAAAUGGAACGGUUUCAGAAAUGGGCCCAACGGGGCGUAGUCGAGACCCAGAUAGCAAAGUUGAUGGAGCCAUUCGAUGAUAGUUUGACCUUGAGGUUUUCUACAGAGCAAGUGGCCAAGAAAUUGGAACUCGAGUAUCCGUCCUUAAAGAAGGAAGAAGGAGAGGGAGUGAGUGAUUACUCGUCAUUCCGCAUGCAAUUGGUGAGCUCCAUCAGCCUCAAGAUAGACAAAAUGACGUUGCGAUUGAAGGACCUCUGGGAGGACAAAUUGAUCCACGAACGCACAAAAGAAUCGAAACGCCAGCUCCAAUACGAUGCUGACGAGGACUCGAUCUCCCAGAACUAUUUGAAAUUGCGCAAGCUCAACGACCAGGCCAUAGCCAGCGAGAAGAAACGCUCCAAGGCUGAGUCUGACCAUUCCAAGAACCAGGAGCGUAAGGACGAGGUGGAGUACAAGCUCAAGACAUUGCAGGAAAUUGCUUCCAAACCCACCACUCCAGACAAUCUCCGUGACCAGGAAACUAUCAUAACCAAGCUCAAAGAGGAAUUGGACAACGUGAGUGCCGAGUUCACCAAGCUUGACGAAGACAACGAGCUGGUCAGACAGAAAUACCAAGCUAGCUCUGCCACUGCAGUCCAGUUGUCGUCAGUAUUAGCCAAGUUGAGUAGCCAACAUGCCGAGAUCGAGGCCAAACUCAACGGCCCAGGAAUGACUUCCUUACCAUCGCUCAUAAAGAAGGACACCCUCUUGAGCAUGGAGGUGGAAUUAAACCGAGUGAAAAAGAACACUCAGUUUCUUGACGCCUUUUACAAGGAGAAGUUGGAGAAGUUGACCAAGGAACGCCAAAAGAUCUUGGAGGCAUCGUCGUCGGGGUCCAACAGCAGACCCACCAAUCGCAUCAGCAGAGGGUCUACGCCUUUGUAA
This is a messenger RNA of Suhomyces tanzawaensis NRRL Y-17324, 1965 nucleotides long. RefSeq lists its product as uncharacterized. The record is from RefSeq and is a predicted model, not a curated record. Gene Ontology annotation, cellular component: HDA1 complex. The coding region runs from base 1 to 1965 and encodes 654 amino acids. Lineage: Eukaryota; Fungi; Ascomycota; Pichiomycetes; Serinales; Debaryomycetaceae. The transcript has a single exon.